Aspergillus tubingensis is the source of this 678-nucleotide messenger RNA. RefSeq lists its product as uncharacterized. The transcript is spliced from 2 exons. The record is from RefSeq and is a predicted model, not a curated record. The coding region runs from base 1 to 678 and encodes 225 amino acids. Lineage: Eukaryota; Fungi; Ascomycota; Eurotiomycetes; Eurotiales; Aspergillaceae.
AUGCCUAUCCGAUGGAAAACCCUGCAGAACACGGUUGCGGCCUGUGGAGUCGGGGCUGGAAUUUCGUUCCUUUACAUGACGCGUGACAUUCAACUCGUCCCGUUAGCCCCUGCAGACCGAAUAUUCCAUUCCAAAUACUACGCAGAAUUCAACCCCAAUGGCAACCCCGCAAUCCAUGACUGGCACGUCAAAAGAGUUCCGCUGGAUCAAAUAAACCCCGAACUUCUCGACGAUCGCCAAAAGCUUCUUGAAAGGUUCUGUGGCGGAGUAUGGGCGGGAAAUGGUUUUGCCCUCCAGAGGACCCUCCACACGUUGUUUGAUCGGACUAGCGCGAGUGAGGACCAGAUCUGGUUCUCUGCUGAGCUCCUACAGUCCGAUUACAGGGUAGGCACUGAUAUCGCUGGCAACUUUGAAGUGCUCGACAGGUCAGACGGAUCUAUUCUCAUCCGUGGCGGAGACAAAACGUCCUCUCGAGGCUUACGUUCUCUAGACGGCCUCAUCGAGCUCACAGCUUGCAUAGAUCAAGAAAGAAAUGUGGCAGAAUUUGGGUUCAAGUCACUUUUCUUCCAAGGUUCCGGGGCCACGAGAAAAUUUCCCAUGCCCAAGCCGCUGGUGUGGAUGCAUGAGCAGUAUGCCAAGGCCCUUUUGGCCUCGGGCGUGCAAUAUGUCUUGAAGUAG